Messenger RNA from Haemonchus placei, 534 nucleotides. The record is from the annotation of a GenBank genome assembly. Lineage: Eukaryota; Metazoa; Nematoda; Chromadorea; Rhabditida; Trichostrongylidae.
AUGCAAAGGAAAAGAUGUUGUGGUACACACAGCGCUACAUGCUGGGUAAGCUCGAUAUUCCGCACAGCAACCGAGACCGGUCGUGUUUCAGAAAAAAGAAAAGUGGAAUGGUACGAAGAUAAGGAGCAUGAUACCAGUCAACUAUCCUCGAAAGUGGCAUACGAACUGAAGAUAUUGGACCGACACAUUGCUGACAUCGAAGAAGAGAUCAACACUGCAGAAAAAAGUGCUUGCAGAAAAAAAAGAAACACUCCAAGCUUCAUCAGCAUAUUCAAAACUGCAAUGGAGAAAAUUGAAAAAACAGACGUUGUCGCUAUAGCCAAGAUGGAGGAAGAUCAACCUCGGAACAGUCACGACAAAAGACGACGUUCUUCUGAGAAUGAUUCCAGAGAUCCAACUCCGCGCAAAGUUCAACUGCUGUCAGACGAUGAUUAUAUGGAAAAACUAAUUGAGGAAAACCGCGACGACCACGACGAAGAUGACGAACGUAGCCACGCCAAAGAAGAAAGUCGGCGUAGGGAGCGCCAGGAAUAA